AUGUCUCUGCUGCAAGUCUUAAACCAAAGCAACAUCUUUGAUCCUUUCCAAGGUUUAUUGUGGGCGCCUCCGAUGAACUGGAAAGAAACUCCCGACUCCCAUGUGUUCGAGAUCGAUCUUCCCGGGUUCAAAAAAGAGGACGUGAAGCUACAAAUCCAUCAAGGAAGUAUUGUUUGUAUCAGUGCGGAAAGAAAAGAAGAUGCCGACGAAGAGGAGAAAGGAGGGAAGUGGCGGUGGCAUUGUAGAGAAAGAUGGGGUGGUGGUGGCAACUUUUACAGGCAAUUCCGUGUGCCCCCAAAUGCGAAAGCUGAUGAGAUGAAGGCUUCAAUGCGUGAUGGUGUGCUUGUUCUCGUAAUACCUAAAAUCAAUGAAGAAGUAAACGUAAAGGGUAAAGAGGAGAGGAAGAAGAUGGAGAUUGAGAUAUCAGAAACUCAACCUUCUAAAGGACUUGGUCGUUUCUUAUGCUGCAAAGCUUGAACAAGUUGGGAAUAUGUUCUAUUGUACUGUGUGUUUGCCUUGUAAAUUAUUUUUUCAACAAAUUUA
This is a messenger RNA of Gossypium raimondii (Peruvian cotton), 543 nucleotides long. RefSeq names its product 16.9 kDa class I heat shock protein 2. The transcript has a single exon. The record is from RefSeq and is a predicted model, not a curated record. Bases 1 to 477 code for a protein of 158 amino acids. NCBI's taxonomy places the organism in Eukaryota, Viridiplantae, Streptophyta, Magnoliopsida, Malvales, Malvaceae. Gene Ontology annotation, biological process: protein complex oligomerization; response to salt stress; response to heat.